UUCACAGCGUGUACAACACACUGUCAUCCAGGCAGUGAGCGUGAGCAAAGCAAAACAAAAAAGUUAUGAUUGGUUGUAUAUGAUUAAAUCAUAAAUAACGAAAGCAUAACAGUAAAAAUAUGAAAGGCGGCACAUUUCGCAACACACAAUGGGAUCCCACGCUGCUAUCGUCACAGAUAGUGUCAAUGCAGUUUUGUGUUUAUUUUACACUAGGAUUACUCAUGUUCAUAGCCAACAAGUUGGCUGGCGACAACUAUACACUGGAUAAUCUAUUCGAGUACCAUGAGAUACACAUAUACGAUCUGGGCGGUCGCCUGGUCAUCUGUGCCUUUGUUUUGAACGCAUUUGUGGCUUCGUUGGCGCUCUGGUGCAUUGUGCGCCGAGCCAAGCUGUGCCUGGACUUUAGCUGCACCUACCAUAUACUGCACUUGCUGAUCUGCUGGUGGUAUAAUCGCUCAUUCCCUUCAAAUGCAUCUUGGUGGCUGUUAAAUGUUAUCACCGCCACCAUAAUGUGCAUAGGUGGCGAGUUCUUAUGUUUGCAAACUGAAAUGAAAGAAAUUCCAGUGGGCUAUGCUGCGCUCAAUCAAAAGUCCGACGUUUAGCAAGUCAAACAAAUGCUAAACAAUGCGAUUGUGAUUACCAAUAACUCUAAAUAUACGUGUAAUUUAUUAAUAAGGCUAAGAGUACAUAAUAUAUGCAGACUAC
This is a messenger RNA of Drosophila busckii, 705 nucleotides long. RefSeq names its product protein SYS1 homolog (gene Sys1). Gene Ontology annotation, biological process: Golgi to endosome transport; protein localization to Golgi apparatus; Golgi to plasma membrane protein transport. The transcript is spliced from 3 exons. Lineage: Eukaryota; Metazoa; Arthropoda; Insecta; Diptera; Drosophilidae. Gene Ontology annotation, cellular component: trans-Golgi network; Golgi membrane. The record is from RefSeq and is a predicted model, not a curated record. Bases 120 to 602 code for a protein of 160 amino acids.